This is a messenger RNA of Neodiprion virginianus, 2227 nucleotides long. RefSeq lists its product as uncharacterized. Lineage: Eukaryota; Metazoa; Arthropoda; Insecta; Hymenoptera; Diprionidae. The transcript has 10 exons. The record is from RefSeq and is a predicted model, not a curated record. Bases 16 to 1977 code for a protein of 653 amino acids.
CGCAGAGGAAACACGAUGUCCAAGGAUACCAAAAGUGGACCAAGUUUUUCGCCGACCCAAUUUCAGGCCGCGUUGUGUGCGUGGUGUUGGAUAUCUGCUAUCUGCAUAUCCAUAGGCGAUGCAUCGAGCACUCAAGAACCGCGAAUGGUGAUCGUGCGGGAAUCGGCAGAGUUAUUCAGGAACUCGUACGAUCCUCGAAUUCUUGACGGAUCUCUUAAAAACGAAUCCACAAUUUUACUCAAAAAGGGAAAUGACUCGAACCUUUCGGCAACGAAAAAGAUCAGCUUGAUAAGGUACUACAUGAGCCCAAAAAUCCCCAAUGAACCGAUCGCCGUGGUGAUCGACACCGCGGACAGAUUCUACGAGAACGUGAAACGCCUGUGGAGGAUCGUAAUGGCCGGCAAUAAAGUCCAAGAAAAUUUACUGCUCUUCGCUUACAACGACACGGACUGCAAACUAGUGAGAACACUGUAUGAUCGCAAUGGGGAUGCUGCUGAAGCCUUGACCAGGAUUCCGCUGAGCGCACCGGGGUCCGAAGGUGCGGAAAGGAUGCUAGAGUGCGUGAAUUUCGCCUUGAAGAUGGUUCAGCCAGACAGCUCGAUUCUCCUUUUUACUGGAAGAAAGCUCGGCAACGCGACGUUUCUAGAGAGUACGGUAACUGGAAUGAUGAGCAAACGAUGCGAGUUCAACGGUAUCUGGUGCGCCGACAAGCCAGGAAGAAUCGAAGAAAUCAACGACUAUGAGGCAAUUGCACACAGAACAAAUGGCCACUUUCUUCAAUUCACGAAAUUCGACCUUGACCAACUGGUAACAGGGCUUGGAACCGAACCUUACCCUAAGAAUAGACCUCAGGGUUCCACAGAGUCGAACGAUCUUGACCUCGACAUUAACGGGGCUAUUUUACCACCGGAGAUAACCACGGGAUCCACGGCCACAAGCCCGUGGACAUCUGUCCUUCGAGCAGCAACGAUAAUUAACGAAAAGGAAGCUGGUGACGAAAGCGCGGAUCUGCUCUACGACCCGAGAAUUAAUGGUACAAAGACUCGAGUUUAUUCGGCAAGGAUGGCGACGGCUGAGGACAAGGCUGAGCCAAGGGAGGCUCUGGAGCUCGAGGACAUGAGAGUGGCCUCGUUGACGGCAAUCGAACAGGCUACUCGCCUGGAAACGACUGCCGUCGAAAUUACUGCUGAAACGAGUUUGGUAGGACGACCAGGCAGCGUGUCCAGGCUGAUAUUUCGCGUCACCAACAACUACCCCCUUACCAUCAGGCACUACUUCCAGGCGAAAAGCACCUCCCUGAACGUCGUCUACCUCCAGCCGAGAAAUUCCUGGAUCGAGUCGGGACAGUCUAUGAGCGUCGUAGCUGACGUUCUCGUUCCGUCGUCGUCGACGGAUUCGACAACUGGAACCGUGAGCCUGGUGGUCCAGGGGAUCGAUACCGUCGAGAAAUCGACUUACCUCUACGUCCGCCAAACAGGCUCUACGAUUUCGGAUACCAACAAACCCACGAUAACGCACUCCUUCAACAACAACUGCGCCGGAAAGCUAGAAAGCGGUACCUGCGCCAACAGUCUUUGGAGCGUCGACGUCACCAUCCAGGAUAGCGACUCAGGUCUGCAGCGGAUAACGUCGUCACCAAAAGGAAUUCGGGCGACAACGAGCUUCGUCAGUGGGACAAAGUCGUCAACCAGGUUUCAAUACGCUGCAACCUGCUGUCAGACAAGCGUGGUCGUCACGGCUUAUGAUCUCUUGGGCAAUUCGAAUUCUCGGACGAUCGACGUCACCGCAUGGGACAACCUGUCCGAAAGCCAGAUCGCCGCUAUUGUACUUGGUGCGUUUUUACUACUGCUUAUCAUCGUCGCCAUCGUGCUAGUCAUUAUCUGCUGCAUCCGAAGACGCAAGAAGAGUCAGGAUCUACCAUAUACACAGCGAUACGGAUCGAGACCACCUGCGCGUGCCGAAAGAACUAGUUUCUAGGAACCUUCUAUUACGAUUAGAUAGAUAUCAUCCAAUGUCGGUGUGCCAGCAUCUUUAACGCUGGAUAUUUGCCCUAUGUUUAGUACGAGAGAAGUGUAAAGAGGAGCCAAUAAAAGGCAAAAUGAACGAUCUGUAAGCGCGUUCAAAUAUUGGGUGUGGAUCUAGCAUAAGUAUACUCUGACGUAUUAGUUUGCGGUAUUGUACACUUAAUUUAUUCUGUCCAAAAUAAUAAAAUGUCAUGACAGAGAGA